CCCGUUUCACAUAUUAAGCGAGCUAGAAUUCCGAGGAGUACUGUCUCACUUUUUUUUGCUCCCCAAUUUGCUUCAAUCUUUUUCAGGUGUUUGACAAUGGCGGACGAGGUGGUUCUUCUGGAUUUCUGGCCCAGCAUGUUUGGGAUGAGAGUCAGGAUCGCGCUCGCUGAGAAGGGGAUCAAGUACGAGUUUAAGGAAGACGACUUGAGGAACAAGAGCGAUCUACUUCUCAAGAUGAACCCGGUUCACAAGAAGAUCCCGGUUCUCAUCCACAACGGGAAACCGGUCUGUGAGUCCCUCAUCAUCGUUCAGUACAUAGACGAGGUCUGGAACGACAGGUCUCCGUUGCUGCCCUCUGAUCCUUACCAGAGAGCUCACGCCAGGUUUUGGGCUGACUUUAUUGAGCAGAAGGUGUAUGCUGUUGGAAAGAAGUUAUUUACCUCAAAAGGAGAAGAGCUGGAGACAGCAAAGAAUGAUUUCUUGGAAAUAUACAAGACAUUGGAGGGAGAGCUUGGCGAAAAGCCUUACUUUGGGGGUGAAAACUUUGGGUUGGUUGACAUUGCUCUCAUCACUUUUUACAGCUGGUUCUACCUGUAUGAGACUUUUGGCAAAUUCAACAUGGAGGCAGAGUGCCCCAAGUUUAUUGCAUGGGUUAAGAGGUGCAUGCAAAAGGAGAGUGUUGCCAAGUCUCUUCCUGACCAGAAGAAGGUUUAUGAGCUUGUCGUGAAGUGGUAUGGAUUAGAGUAAGCUCAGCAGGCCAGAAUUAUAGGGUAUAAAAGUGCUUGCUUUAUAUUUGCAUGGUUUUUGUUAUGGUCGUGGUCUCGUGAAUAUGUUUAUCCACUGAAGUCUGAACUUGUUGGAUUGUUUAGUGCAUGUGUGUCCUGAGCGUUAUGCGUUAUAUCACGGAUCUUAUCGUUGAAUACGUCGUUGUGUCUGCUAAAUGUUAGAUGAAAUUGUGCCUUUCUACCAUUGGAAUAAGAAAUACGUACACUUUGUUGUACGUGCACGCAUGCUAAAUGUUUGAUGAAAA
Alnus glutinosa is the source of this 1030-nucleotide messenger RNA. Its product is annotated as probable glutathione S-transferase. Gene Ontology annotation, cellular component: cytoplasm. NCBI's taxonomy places the organism in Eukaryota, Viridiplantae, Streptophyta, Magnoliopsida, Fagales, Betulaceae. Gene Ontology annotation, molecular function: glutathione transferase activity. The coding region runs from base 97 to 747 and encodes 216 amino acids. The record is from RefSeq and is a predicted model, not a curated record. Gene Ontology annotation, biological process: glutathione metabolic process. The transcript has 2 exons.